Molecule: messenger RNA, 1457 nt
Organism: Mustela erminea (ermine)
Lineage: Eukaryota; Metazoa; Chordata; Mammalia; Carnivora; Mustelidae
Exons: 3
Coding region: 662-1354 (230 amino acids)
Source: RefSeq, a predicted model, not a curated record
UGGGGUCCUUCCCUGCCAAGCUGGUCCGAGAAGAGAGGAGUCGCAGGCCCUGUCUCUUGAGGGGUUGGUUCCUUCCCUCCUGGAGCGCGCCCUUGCCUUGGCCCUGGCGAAAAGCUCUUCGCUUUCUGUGUUGGCUACAAGGUUGUCCAUCUUCUCUGCCAUUUGGGGAGGAUAUUUCGUCUUCGCAUCCUUAGUUGCCGGUGGUUGUUUCUCACUUUCAUUUUUGACUUUAAAAAUAUUUUUUUAACUUUUACUUGUAAAGGCCGUUUAUUUAGUUUUGAUAUCUCCCACCCAAGGUGGGGCUCAGCCCCACAAGGACAUCAAGAGCCCCUCGCUCUUCCGACUGGGCCAGCCCGGGGCCCUUAUCCUUCACGUUUCAGAACGUGUCCUCUGGCUUCCUCUUUCAGGGACGCUCACAUUCGCGCAGCUCCCCGGCCUCUUGUUCCUGGUUCUGGAUCUUUCUUUCUCCUGUUCUUGUCCAUCGAUCAGGUGGGGUUCAUCGAUCAGGAAGACCUUUUCCUCUUACGACAGCCCUACCUGCUUAAGAUGAUAAGCACAGAAAUUAGCCCCCUUCCUCCUGCCUUUUUCGUCUCUUGGCGCUGACGCUCUUGGAGGUUGGGUUCACCGUUUGUGGGACGGGGAGAGACGCUCAGGAGUUGUCAUGGAGACCAGACGCGGGCGAGUCGCUUGGAGGCGGGGCGAGGAAACGCCGCAGCUGCUGAUUGGCCAGGAAGCCACGCUGUUGCUCGGAGACCGAGAGAUUUCGGUGCGCAGGCGCAUUGCUUUCCGGGCCGAGAGGUGUGGCGCCGUUUGUCUUGGGGUGUGCGUUGGGAUCCCCGCGGGCUCCUGGUCGGCUGAUCCCAGCGCGGAGCUACGUGUCAUAGCAGACCGCGGGGCGGGACUGAUUCCCGCGCGGCCCGCGUGCUGGCUCCGCCGCCACUUCCGGAACUCCCCAGCGAGGCAGGCCCGGGGUGCUGCGGCUUCGCUUCGGGUCCAUUCGCCAGCUCACCGCGGUCACCCCUGGAGAGGCUGCGCGGCCGGGCAGGUGCCGGCCUGGUGGCUCGUACCGCGGCGCAGCGACUCAGGCGCCAAGGACGGGCGGUGGCCUUGGGCGGUCCUCUGCUGUGGGGCGGCGAGUCCCGCUGUGUCCACUGUGGGAGCCCGGAGAGCCACUGACCGUGGGUGCAGCGAGGAACCCGCGGGGACAUGUUCGAGAGGGCGCAGGACUCCGUCUGGAGCCUUUGGACCCUGCGCAGGAAGAAACUGCAGGACUCCUGUGUUGGCAGGAAGGAGCACUAAUCCGGCCCAAUUCCCCGCAUGCCGAUGCUCUUGUCCAACUUUGCUAUGGUGCUGAGUGCUAAGAUUUUAUUUCGUCCCUCUUCAUCACGGCAUUGGACUUCUCAAAGAGUAAAGAUGGGGACCCCCCCUUUUCUUUUUAAAGAUUUUAUUUAUUUGUU